GGGAGGCUCACACUCUCCCACUUCUCGGGGCUGGCGCACACGGGCCGGCCACAGCCGCCUCUCCCAGUCCCGGCGGCGGCGGCGGAGGAAGAGGAGGAGGAGGAGGAGGACGAGGAGGAACCAGCUCCAGGAGCCCCGCGCGGCGUCCCUCCCCGCCCUCGGGGCUGCGAUCACCGGCCCCCACCGGCCCCGCGGGGCGCGCACCUCCCGGAUCCCGGCCCUCCCUCCCUCUCUCUCGCCCCGCGUCCAGGUCCGUACUCCGCGGCGGCCCCUCUGCGUGUGCGGGCCGGCGGCCGGACGGUCGGGCGGCCGGCCGGCGGGCCAGACGGGACCAGGCGAGCGGGGACGGCCGUCGGGGGGCGAGCUCCGGGCCCCGCACCCAGACGCCCUCGCGCACGGCCGGCCGGGGCCCCCCGGGACCAUGAACAGCAGCAGCAGCAGCGCCAAAGGCGGCGGGGGCAGCAGCGACAAGGAGCCCAGCCCGAGCGACAGCGGCCUCCCGGAGGAAGAGGUCCGGACCCUCUUUGUCAGUGGCCUCCCUCUGGACAUCAAGCCUCGGGAGCUUUAUCUGCUCUUCAGACCAUUUAAGGGCUAUGAAGGUUCCCUAAUAAAGCUGACAUCGAAGCAGCCCGUAGGCUUCGUCAGCUUUGAUAGUCGAUCAGAAGCGGAAGCUGCCAAGAAUGCUCUCAAUGGCAUUCGCUUCGAUCCUGAAAUUCCCCAGACGCUGCGACUAGAGUUUGCCAAGGCAAACACAAAGAUGGCAAAGAACAAACUUGUCGGAACCCCGAACCCCAGUACACCUCUGCCCAGUACCGCCCCUCAGUUCAUCGCCAGGGAGCCGUAUGAGCUCACAGUGCCUGCACUUUAUCCCAGUACCCCUGAAGUGUGGGCCCCGUACCCUCUGUACCCAGCGGAGUUGGCGCCUGCUCUACCCCCGCCUGCUUUCACCUAUCCCGCUUCACUGCAUGCCCAGGUCCCCUGGCCCCAACCUGUAGCAGGGAGUCUGUCCCCUCUCCCCUUCCUUCACCACCUGUCCCAGGAAGGCCACUCCAGCUCUGCUCUGUGCUUAAUGAGCACGUGGAUUCAGAUGCACAAAGCCGGGAACCACGGAUGCGCUGGCUCCCUCCCUCCGAGGCCACUUCUCAGGGCUGGAAGUCCCGUCAGUUCUGCUGAAUACUGUAAGUUCUCAGGACUGACAGUCAUCGGGAGAACCAGAGAGAGAAAGACCAAGCAAACACACUUCCAAGACCAUUCCCAUUCUAUGUUACCAGGGGCAGGUACCAGGUGUGUGAUGGCGGCUACACUUUGUCUUGUGGGUAUUGAUAGAAUCUUCGGCAGUGGCUGCUGGUUUUGUGAGCUGUUUUGUAAGACUGCAGCUUACUGGCUUGAACGAAGCAUCACCUGGUUUGAUUCCUCCAAGACUUUGCCACAGCCUCUAUCACACAUCUGUACUUGUCGAAGAAAAAGCAUAAUAAUAAAUAAAGGUGUUUUUUCUCUUUUACACUGUAUAAUAUAAGAACUAGUGUUUCUGUGAACGCGUGGUUUGCCAUCCAUUGCUGAAGAGUCUGAAUGAAGCUUUAAACAUCACGUAAACACGCAGCAGGAGAGAGUGUUUUCUAUGCUGAACAUUGUAAGGACGCCUGGAUGAUCGUACACUGGGUUGGAUCACAGUUUUUGUGUUUGACUUUUGAAUGCUUAGAAUCAGAGUUUCUAUUUUGUUCCCCUGUUAAGCUGCAUGUCUGGGGAAUUUUUAAAAAUCUUAUCAGCCUUUUUGUAUUGUGAGUUUGUGUAUUUUUGUUGUUCUGGUUCGGGUCUUGGGGAAGGUCCUACAUGGUGUGUGUGUGUCAGACACAGUCGUAUGUAGUUACGGAGUUAGCUUUUAACUCCCAAUUCUGCCAGCACAUUUACUCCUUGGCCAGGGAAGGUUCUUUUCUUGGUAUAUUUGCAGCUAGAUGAGCUGAAGUUUUCUGGGUCUCAGUCCCAUAGCUAGGGAGUUGUGCCAGUACCAAGCCACAGGGCCAUUCCAGACUGGGUGGGGGAGAAGAAGUGCCUUGCUCUUCUAUUUGUUAUCACACCCCUUAAGGAGGAACACCUAGGGGAAGGGAAGAGCUCUUGGUUCUCUUGUGGACAGAAACCUUGGCUCAGGGUUUGAGAGAAGCUGACCCAGCCCUCUCAGUCCCCUGCACCAGGGGUUCUGCAAACAUUAGGCUAGUUAUGGGAUCUUGGGCAGCCCCGAACCAAACAUAGUCCUGUUUUCUAUUCAUGAGAAAAUGUCAGCCCAGCACAGAAGAAGCUGGUGUGAACCACAUGGAGCUCCAUGUUUUUACACCUCUUCUCAAGAGAGACCUCCUCAGAACCAGUCAUGACUCUCUUUUUGGUCCUAAGUUUGUUUGAGUUGUUUGUCUGAUACUUUAGAGGUUAAUAAACAUGUUCACCAUUUUAUCAUAGGUGUGUUCACACUUGUUUGUUGUUGGGUUUUUUUUUCCUCUUAAUACAGAGUUCUGGAAGGAAGGGUGGGGAAUAUAAGAAUGAUGACAAAGUCAAGAAACUUAAGGUUUCUAAAGUCACAAAAAGCACAAUGGAGAAGGGCAAUGAGGUGGAAGGUACCCUUCCUGUUGUUAAAGGGAAAAGUCAAACUAAGGACGCCUCACGUGUCAUACUGCUCUGAAAAGCCAUGCUGGGACCUUCAUGGGUGGAUCAAUGGCUCAUGAGUGACAAGCCUGCUUCCUUAGGAAGCUGGCUGUCCCCUCCUAGCCUCUCACACUUUCUUGAACGUCUGAAGGUAUUUUUUAUUGUGACUUAUUUUUUUAAAGAAAUAAAGUUUUGCUUCUAGCUGCCA
Trichosurus vulpecula (common brushtail) is the source of this 2839-nucleotide messenger RNA. It is a transcript of the gene RBPMS, whose product is annotated as RNA binding protein, mRNA processing factor. Bases 422 to 1516 code for a protein of 364 amino acids. The record is from RefSeq and is a predicted model, not a curated record. The transcript has 11 exons. Gene Ontology annotation, molecular function: mRNA binding. Lineage: Eukaryota; Metazoa; Chordata; Mammalia; Diprotodontia; Phalangeridae.